Messenger RNA from Didymodactylos carnosus, 1962 nucleotides. Lineage: Eukaryota; Metazoa; Rotifera; Eurotatoria; Philodinida; Philodinidae. The record is from the annotation of a GenBank genome assembly.
CCAUGGUAAUAACCUCUAUUCAUCAUAUAGUUCAUUCAUUCGUAGUUUGAGGAGAUGUCGCCUGUUUUACUGCUCUCUGUGAUCCAAUACUAUUUUAACUAACUCCUCUAGGUCGAAGUCGCUAUGAAGAUGUGGGAGGAUGAUUUAGCGUUCUACCUAAUUCUAAUUUUUUAGCUUAUGCAAUGGUAGCGCACAGUAUUUGGUUCAGGUUAAAUCAAACUAGGGUCAUUUCCUCGUUGUAGCUUUCUCGCUAUAAAUUUACUAUACUUUUCCCGACCAGUAAACGGACUACACAAGAUUACGGCACUGCACCUCUGACCCUCUUUGCUUUUAGUGUUGCCACUGUUGUUGCUGCUGCUAAGUUUGAAAUCGUUUACAUCAUCGACUUCUGGAUCGACUAACGUCACAAAAAAGGCACUCACAACUGUGCUAAAUGUUUUUUUUAGACUGUUUAUAGAAAUUUGACCGAAUUUUCAACAAACCUUUCCUUUUCGCUUUAUCGAAGUUUAUUUAGUAUUUGUUGUUAUUUGCAGCAAGAAGAUUGUGAGAUCACGACUUUUAGUCGUGUGAUAGACGAAAAGAACUUCAUAACUGUUUUUAAAGUUAUGUAAAGGAAGAGAAAAACUUGUCUUUUGCGAUCACACUUAUUUUUAGAUUAUUAAGCCUUCACUCUUUAAAAUAGAAACAAUGACUGCAACUAUAUCCGGUAAAAUGGGUAUUGAAGAUGUUGAUUUAAAUGGCAAACGUGUAUUGAUGCGUGUUGAUUUUAAUGUACCAAUUGAAAAUGGUCAAGUUAAAGAUAAACAACGAAUUGAAGGUGCACUACCAACAAUCAACUAUGCUAUUGAAAAAGGAGCCAAAUCUGUUAUAUUAAUGUCACAUUUGGGCCGUCCUGAUGGACAAAAAGUCGAUAAAUAUAGUCUGAAACCCGUUGCUGAAGAAUUGAAACGAUUGUUGCACAAAGAUGUUAAAUUUCUGACUGAUUGUGUCGGCGAUGAAGUGGAACAAGAAUGCUCAAAAGCAAGGGGUGGACAAGUGAUAUUACUAGAAAAUGUCCGUUUUCAUCUCGAAGAAGAAGGCAAAGUGAAAGAUAAAGAUGGAAAGAAAACAGAAGCAAAACAAGAAGAUAUUGAAAAAUUUCGUCAGAGUUUAUCAAAAUUAGGCGAUGUUUAUAUCAAUGAUGCAUUUGGUGCUGCUCAUCGAGCACAUAGCUCGGUCGUUGGUUGUACGUUAGAGAUACGGGCUGCUGGUUAUUUGAUGAAGAAAGAAUUGGAUUAUUUCGGUAAAGUAAUCGAAAAACCAGAUAAACCAUUUUUAGCUAUAUUAGGAGGUGCAAAAGUUGCAGAUAAAAUAAAAUUAAUUGAAAAUCUAUUAGAAAAAGUGAACGAAAUGAUCAUUGGAGGAGGAAUGGCAUUUACAUUUUUAAAAGUGUUGAGACAUAUGGAAAUUGGUAAAUCAUUGUUCGAUGAUGAAGGUUCAAAAAAUGUUGAAACAAUUAUGAAUAAAGCUAGAAGCAAAAAUGUUCAAAUUCAUUUACCAUACGAUUUUAUUACGGCUACUGAUAUGAAAGACGAUGCACAAACAAAAGAAGCGACCAUUGAUCAGGGUAUUAAUAAAGAUUAUAUGGGGUUAGAUAUUGGUAAAAAUUCCAUCAGAGAAUUUUCAGAUGUUGUUAGACGAGCUCGAACAAUUGUAUGGAAUGGGCCAAUGGGUGUAUUUGAGAAAAAAACGUUUGAACAUGGGACAAAAAGUUUAAUGGAAGCGGUUCUUGAACGAUCAAAAGAUCCAUCAGUGACAUCUAUCAUCGGCGGUGGAGACACUGCCACAGCUGCAUUAAAAUAUGGAGCUGAAGGAAAAGUUAGUCAUAUUUCAACUGGUGGAGGUGCAAGUUUGGAACUUUUAGAAGGUAAAGAACUGCCCGGCGUUUCUGCAUUAAGUCAGCGUAAUAAACAAAAACAUUAG